Molecule: messenger RNA, 6456 nt
Organism: Diorhabda carinulata
Lineage: Eukaryota; Metazoa; Arthropoda; Insecta; Coleoptera; Chrysomelidae
Exons: 9
Coding region: 259-2361 (700 amino acids)
Source: RefSeq, a predicted model, not a curated record
GACAGUGGUUGUCAGUUAUGUUAACAAUGGCGUGUACUAUGUAUUAGCGAAGUGUCAAAAUUUGUGCUUUUAGAGUUUCGACUAAUAGUUUGUUGAUUUCUAUUUGUGUAAAUUUAAUUUUAUUAAAGAUCGUUCCUACAAACCGAAAAUGUCGUAUCGGAUUUUUUCGCAAUUUUUUUUGUUGUCAAUUAACGUAUUAACAACAAAAAAAAUGUCGUAAAACCAAUAUCGCGGCUAAUUUGGCUGGGAUCGGGCUGCAUGACAAACGGCCGAGGCGCCGGUAUGGCGUCAUUCAUGACGAAAAAGAAGAAAUAUAAAUUCCAAGUCGAAAUAUGCCUCGAAGAGUUAUUGGAAGUUCCGUUCGUAUCUGCGGUGCUGUUUGCCAAAUUGCGCUUGUUAGAUGGAGGUAAUUUCCAAGAUCACAGCAGCAGACAAGAAGUACAAGAUCACAAAGUUCAUUGGGGCGCUAACUUUACCUUUCCGUGUAAAAUGAUGGCGAACGCUUCGACGGGUAUAAUGGAGCGUUGCAUCCUUAGAAUAUCUAUUCGUAAGGAAUACAAAGGAGGCAGAUCUUUCACAAAACUCGGUUUCGUCGACUUGAACCUCGCGGAAUACGCUGGUGCCGGUCUUAUCCACAAGAAAGCUUUGUUGGAAGGCUACGACGCCAGGCACAGGCAGGACAACAGCAUGCUGAAGUUCAAGAUCGAAUUGAAUAUGAUUUCGGGUGAUAUACUGUUCAAAGCACCUUCGCCAUCUUUAAAACAUAAACAAGUAAAUGUUGAAGAAACUAAUGCGGAACAAAGGCCUGACGAAUUUUCCAGCGGCUCUUUAGCCGGCUCUAUAGCCAGCGGUAGCUCGGGUUUUGGUAGUCUACCAAAAAAAAGACCCGCACUUUUAUCUUCAGAAUUAGUGAUAGGUCAAACUUUGACUGAAAACAAUGCCCCCGUAUCUGUAUCUACGGAUCACGUGAACGAUAAUCAUCCGAUCUCAUCGAUUCUUUCGCAUUCUGAUCAAGAACCCCAAGAAACGGCGGCCUUGUGCGAACACGGCCACUCUCGGAAUUCUUCUAACACUAGUCAACUAUCGAAGGCCUCCGGUUAUAGCAGUAUUCAGUCACAUUCGCAUAGCAGGCAAAGCAGUAGCGGGGAUUCGGGGCAUAUCAGGAACCUACAAAGCAGAUCGGUCCGCGCGUUUCGUUGUUCCUCAGCCGAUACGAAUUUAAAAUCGAAUCGCAAAAUGAACAUCCCCAAUACGAUUCUAUCAAUAAAUAACGAAAACAACCGCCCGCAACCCCUAAUUACCUCCACCCCUAAUAACAAAAAUCAACCCGAAAGCGACGCGAGCUCCCUAUACGGAACCCCCCCCGCCACCUAUCAAAGUCAGUGCAGUAACGACGAAUACAAAACGCCGGAAGUUAGUUUCGAUAAUAAAAGCGAAGUUUUCUCAUCGAAUUUCAACGAAUUGCAAAAAUCUUCGUCCACUUCGGUAGUCGAAAGGAUAAAAAACGAAAUGUUGACUUCGGACGAAUUGGAAUACAGGAAAUCGGAUAAUACGGCCGAUAGGCGGCGUAACGAUCGAACCGGUGCGAACCUGCGUUCGAAAAGCGAUUUCGAAAUACCGAAAAUGCCGGUCAGGUUGCCGGAAAAGAAUUUCAGUAGUAAAUUUUUCAAUUCGGAUAGUUUGUUUUCGUUUUUGACGCCGCGACCUAAAAGGAAAAGCGUCUGCGAAAACGACGGUGCUUUCAAAGUACCGGUCGUUAAAUAUUUACCGGAAGUACGUAGUACCACUUCGAUGGGUUCGCUUCGGUCUGGUAAUUCGAACAACGACGAACGCCUUUGCGUACGAAACGUUGAAAGGGGCAUGCAACAUCGCAAACUGUUGGACGGCGUUUUAUCGGCAGGAAAAUUAACUCCUCUGGCUAACAGUCCCGACGAUCAAAAUUCCAAUCUUAUUAUCGUCUCGACAACAUCGGACGUUUCGACGGAUUCUCAGAAUUUGAAUUCGACGAGACGACCCAGCGUCACAACGAACCCGAGCGCCGGUAGUCUGGUCAUUUCGGAAACGGGAUCGUUAGACAGGGCGAAAGCGGCCUACGAAAGGCGAAAGAAGAACCAAUGUCAAGAUACGGACGCCGUCGGUAUACCGGGACGCGUCGAAAAGACCAGAGUCAACGUCGAAGAUCUAGUUGAAGAUUUAUUGAAGAAUACGAAUUUGGAACAACCCGACGAUUCGGCGGAAACGUCCGGUCUUCAAUUGUUCAUAGCCAAAGACGGUACGGCGGCUCUGGGGAACCACGAGGUGAAGUCGCAAAUGUCCGCCGGCGUACAAGUAUUCAAGCAAGUCGUAAUGGACAAUAGGUAGCCUGAAUAGCCUUAACUGCGUCGCGCGCUAUCGCUAAUUAUCAUUAUUAUAAAUAAUGUUGUUGGUUUCGACGCCCGGCGUCGAUCGUGUGUAAUCAAUACAUGUUGAUAUUAUUGUUGAUAUAUAUAUAUAUAUAUAUAUAUAUAUAUAUAUAUGAAGAUACAAAACUAGAGAACGUACUGUAUAGCAUAUAUCUAUACGAUUUUUUUUUUUUAAUUUUUAGCUCCGAAAACGUCAUUUUGACAUUUUUUUUUAUUGAUAUAUAUUUUUAUUUGUAUAGAAAAAAGCAUCACGAAAUAUUACGAAUGGGCAAUUUGUUUUUUUUUUUUUUUAAUGAAAAUGUAUCGGUCAAAGUCUCAAAUUACUAAAUUGACAGAAAAACUCAUCGUGAUGAUUGACAGAAAAACUAUUGAUUCGCAAUUAAUUGACAUCGAUUGUUUGCCGAAUCGAUAAAUUGACAAUAAAUACGAUAUCGACUGAAAAGUACAAAAUUGACAGAAAAUCUAAUCAUAAUUGACAAAAAAAUUGCGGAGACGCAGUGUAAUCAGGAAGGAAGGUAUUGUCAAUACAUUGAUUUGACAAAAAAUGCCUAUGGGAUAUCGAAAAAUACGAAACUGAUGAUAAAUUGACAUCAUAUUUCAUCAUAAUUGACAAAAAAGUUGCGGAGACGCGGGGUAUUGACGAGAAAUGCAUUGUCAUUUCAUCUAAUUGACAGAAAACGUCUAUGAGAUAUCAAAAAAUACGAAACUGAUGAUAAAUUGACAUCAUAUUUCAUCAUAAUUGACAAAAAAGUUGCGGAGACGCGGGGUAUUGACGAGAAAUGCAUUGUCAUUUCAUCUAAUUGACAGAAAACGUCUAUGAGAUAUCCAAAAAUACGAAACUGAUGAUAAAUUGACAUCAUAUUUUAUCAUAAUUGAAAAAAAAGUUGCGGAGACGCAGGGUAUUGACAAGAAAUGCAUUGUCAAUUCAUCGAUUUGACAAAAAAUGCCUAUGGGAUAACAAACACUAUGGAACUGAUAAAAAUUGACAAAACAUUUUAUCACAAUUGACAAAAAAUUGCGUAGACGCAGUGUAUUGACGAGAAAUGUAUUGUCAUUUCAUCUAAUUGACAGAAAACGUCUAUGAGAUAUCCAAAAAUACGAAACUGAUGAUAAAUUGACAUCAUAUUUUAUCAUAAUUGAAAAAAAAGUUGCGGAGACGCAGGGUAUUGACAAGAAAUGCAUUGUUAAUUCAUCGAUUUGACAAAAAAUGCCUAUGGGAUAACAAACACUAUGGAACUGAUAAAAAUUGACAAAACAUUUUAUCACAAUUGACAAAAAAUUGCGUAGACGCAGUGUAUUGACGAGAAAUGUAUUGUCAAUUCAUCUAAUUGACAGAAAAUGUCUAUGAGAUAACAAAAAAUAAGGAACUGAUCAAAAAUUGAGAUGAAAUUUUAUCAUAAUUGACAAAAAUAUUGCAGCGAUGUAGUGAAUUAAGGAAAAUUGCAUUGUCAAUUCAUCGAAUUGACAGAAAAUGCGUAUGGGUUAUAAAAAAAAUACGAAACUUAUGAAAAAUUGACAAAAAAAAUUAUUGAGAUGUAUUUAAUUGACAUUAAUCAUUUGUCAAAUUAAUGAAGUUGAAGAAAAUACCCGCAGGACAUCUCAAAAUACUGUAAUGACAAUAAAUUUAAAAUAUUUACAGGAAAACUUAAGAGACGCAGGUUAUUGACAAAAAUUGCAUUGGCGAUUCAUUGAAAAUUGACAUCAAACGCAUAUGAGAUAUCAAAAAAUACGGUACUUAUAAAAAAUUGACAAAACUGACAGAAAAAAAUUUAUCAUAAUGACAAAAAAGUACAGAGACGUCGGUCGAUCAAAUAUAGAUAACUUUGACAGAAAAUCUCAUCAUAAAUCAAAAAAAUUAUUUACAAAUAAUUAAUUGACAUUAAGUGUUUGUCAACUUGACAAAUUGACAGAAAAUGCCCACAUAAUAUCCCAAAAUGCUAUAAUGACAAGAAAUUUAAGGUACUAACAGAAAAUGUCAUCAUAAUUGAUAAAAAAAAUUGUAAAACGCAGUUUAUUCAUAAGAAUUACAGAGUCAUAUUGAAGAAUUUAUAAAAAUGCUAUAUUGAUGAAAAAAUAGACAAAAUUGACAAUAAAUCACAAUGAUAUACGUAACAAUUGACAAUAAUUAACAAAAUAAAACGAUCAAAUUUGAACAUAUAGAUAUAGGAUCCUAUUUACGUUUGUAUAAGUUUCAAAAUAACUGCUUCUUUUGAAUUAAAUUUUAACCAAACUCUAAUGGAGAUUCAACAGUAGCCUGUGUAAACGUAGGAUAAACGUCAUUUUGAUUAAGAUAGAGAUGGGAUUCUAUUAACAUUUUGAAAGUUCCAAAAUAACUGCUUUUUUAAAUUGAAUUUUAACCGAAUUCUUAUAGAAAUUCAACAAUAUCCUGUGUAAACGUAGGAUAAACGUCAUUUUGUAUAUUUAAAGAUGGGAUUCUAUUUGCAUUUCUAUAGGUUUCAAAAUAACCUCUUUAUUAAUUGAAUUCUUAUAGAGAUUCAACAAUUGCUUGUGUAAACGUAGGAGAAGAAAUGUCAAUUUAAAUAUUUAGAGAUGGGAUUUCAGAAUCAGGUAGAAUGAAAAGUAACAAACAUUAAAAUUUAUUUCUACUACAAAAAGAGUAUAACCUCUCCAAACGAGACACCCCCGUACAUUUUCAUCGAAAUAUUCGUAUACAUUUUUGAAAAUGUCACAGUGACGUUCCGAGAUUAGCGCGAAAGUAUUAUUUAUUGAGAUUGUACAUUCUGUAGGAAUUUAAAAUCGUAAAAAUUUAUAAAAGUAUUAAUUUUUUUUUAUACGAGGUACGAUCAAAAGAAAACCGUGAAUUAUAGUAUUCAAAAUAAAGUAGAAAAGGGUCGAGUGUAAAGGGUAAAGGAAUAGGGUCGAAACGUUCCUUUUCGCAUAAUUUUUUUUCACCGAAAAUAACGUGAUGCUAAAUCUGGUGAUUUAGGUGGAUGUACAGGACUUUUGGUUGUCUAAAACACGCGAUUUGUUACAUUGUGUGUUGUCAUGGUGAAAAUUCAUUUUUUUUAUAGUUUUUUUUAACGUCUCUAAACACUUGUUUAAACUGACUUUUUUGAAAAUUUUUUCCAUAUCACCGUAUAUUUUCGUUUCAUUUUCAUUUUUAAAUCACUCAUAUCACUUUUGAUUGUAGUUAUUUUGAUCGUUUUGUAAAGGUAGUGUGAUAGCCGUUUUAUAACCAUCUGUGUAAACGUAGAUUAGUCGUAUUUCUACAGAAAUAUCAAUAAAAUUAUAAUUUUUCAAUUUUAAAUUAUCAAUUAAGGAUAUAUAGAUGUGGGGAACUAUUAGAACGACUAUAUAUUUGGAAAUAACUAUAAUGAAUGAUAAAAUAACUGAUUUUCGAAAAAUGGUGAUUCUUAAAGACCAAAAAUAAUUAUUUUGAUAUAUUUUUGGAACCAAAUGAUCAAUUUUGGAUACUGGAUCGCUUAACCUACUCGGAAUCGCAAAAGAAAUCGUUUUUUGUCAAAAAUUUCAAUUUUUUCUUGAAGAAAUUUUUAUAGCGGUUUCAUAAUAGCCUGUGUAAACGUAGAAAUCGUCCCAAGAUUGAUACUUGAUAAUAGUGUGUGUGAACGUAGUAACUGUUAUUUGAAUGAGUCAUUGAUACUCAAAUUAUCGAUUUUUGAUAUAUAGAGAUGGGAUUCUAUCGAAAAUAAAAACUUAUCGAACCAAACUUUGAUUUUCCGAUUUCCACUCCCAAACCUCUAAUCAAUCUUCAAAGUCACUGUAUCAUCACUGUAUAACAGAUUUUCACAUUUCGAUGGUUUUUCUGGAAAGGAAACGCGAGAUAAAUUAAUUCACGUUGUUUUUUUCGAUUACCCCUCGUAUAAUUAUUGUUAAAAAAUAUCUAGUAUUGCAAACGGAUUUUAAUUGAUAUUAGUAACCAAAAAAAAGGAAUUUACAUUUUUUUUUUCAAGUUUAAUUUUUUGUUAUAAUGUAGUGAAGGGUCAAAUAUUAUUAUCAAUUCCGUUAUUUACAUGAAAUUGUAAUUUAAAACGACGCUGUGUAUAUAAUGAACAAUAUACGUUUCAAAAAAUAA